CACACACACACACACACACACACACACAGAGAGAGACAGACAGACAGACAGACAGAGAUAGAGACUAACUUUUCAUAUUUUGGAGUUAAGUGGAGAGCAUGUCAUCACUCUUAGUAAAACGUAACGGCAACCGGUGGCUCAGCGAAGACUUCUACAACAUCCGGGCAUUCCACAGCCCUGCGCAGAAACGGAAUGGCGGAGGUUCAAUGGGCUCAGGAGAUCCCAGUCGCUGUAUGUCAUACUUUUUGAGCUGGGGAAAUGAAGAACAAGUGUCUGCCACAACCACCACCAAGUCCCUAGCAAGGGUCUUGAGGAGGCGAGGGGUCCUGCAGACAGGGGCUCUAGAGAUGGCGUCUCACCCCCACACAGGCCGAGAGAUGCCUCUGGAGGAGCUGCUGGCACUCUAUGGCUAUGACAUGCCCGAUGCACUCAUCCAGCAGCAACGCCAGCCUGGGGCGCUCACGGUCGGCCUGCCAGACAUCACACUGAACAAGGAUCACUUAUCUAAAGAUCUUUUCUCAAGAGAGGACGAUGGGGAGGAAGAGGUCCAGUCACUGGCUGAUGACCUCACGCCUUCGGUGGCCUCUGAUAACUCUGACAUCCUUCAGUGCCGUUUAAGAGCACAUUCUCUUACAUCAGGAGACAAAGACAUAUCAGUCAGCUCCUCAGAUGAAGACGACGGCUCAGACAGUGCCUCGGUUCCUUCCAAUGACAGCCACAAGGACAUUAUGGUGGGGCCUCAGUACCAGGCCACUAUUCCACCUCUCAGCAUGUUUUCCUACCAGGACAGAGCCUAUGAGAGUGAGGACCAGCUGCUAUGGACCCCGGAGGUCCUGGCCCCCUCAGACGUGGAGAAGUUUCUGCUCCUUGCACAGAGACGAUGGGGUCAAGGGCAACAUGAGGAUGCCAUGGCAACGGACAUAGUCAAGGACAAUGAACAGGUGCUCUAUGAGCUUGUGAAAUGUAACUUCAAUGCUGAAGAAGCUUUGAGAAGACUACACUUUAAUGUUAAAGUUUUUAAUGAGGAGUUGUGUGCAUGGAGCGAGGAGGAGUGUAGGAACUUUGAACAUGGCUACCGUGUCCAUGGGAAGAACUUCCACCUCAUUCAGGCCAACAAGGUACGCACACGUUCAGUAGGAGAGUGUGUAGAGUAUUACUACCUGUGGAAGAAAUCGGACAGGCAUGACUUCUUCAUUCAGCAAACUACCAGGCUGGGGCGUCGGAAAUACAACAUACAGUCUGGGAACAUUGACGACGGAGAGCAGGACGGAGAGGUGGCAGAGCUGGAGCGGAGCAGCAGCAGUAACUCCCACAGCUCCUCGCACACCUCCACUGGCCAGUCCAACACACCCUCGCCCUCACCAGACCUGGAGAAGCAAGAUGCUGGGUGUGGGAUGGUUAUGGAAGAGCUGUGUGCCUCGUCGUGUCCCUGCUCCCCGCCUCAGGAGUCCGUCUUCGGCCCCUUCCCUCCUCUCCCGUCCCUGGAGGAGUUGAGGGAGCCGCCUCCACCAUGCUCCGACUCCCUGUCCCCCCGCAGCUCUUCCCCUCCUGCUACUCCCCCUCCUCCUCCCCCUUCACCUGCACCUCCACCAGCCACAGUUCCCCGCCCCGCACCCCAGACUCGCAGCUCCCCGGCCCGGGCCUCUACCACCUACAGCUGGGCUCCUACCUCCAGGACGACCUCGCGUCAGGCUCCGGCUGUGGCCACGGCUCGGUGCCCGUCUCCAGCGGGAUGGAGGUGGACUUCUCCGUGCCUCCGGUGCUGACGCUGAUGUCCCCCACACCGGGCCCUCCGUCCCCCUCUGCGUCGGUCAUGGCUGAGUUUGGGUCUCUGGGGGGCUUCCCUCUGCCUCCCCCUCUGUGCCCUGCUCCUGUCCAGCACCCCCGCUCCCUCACACAGUGACCAACUACAGAGGUGGGGGGACCAUGGGGGGGACUCUCUCGAAUGUCCACAGAACAUCAUGUACUGUACUCUUGACGGACUGAUACAUUUUGGUCCGUAAACCGUGCCAAGGGCAGAGACGUUCCCACAAUUUAAGAUUUAUAGAGCAAGAGAACUUUCUAGGUUGUUGAGGGGAUAAUGUACCCCUGUUUGAACUCCUUUGCAGUUCUUGAAGCACAGGACUUAGUCAAGGCAAAGUUGUGUCUACCAGCUCUGCUGAAAGGUCUUGCUAGCUCACGUCAUAUCUGGAGCACUGGUGCCCACCACUCCUCAGCCUAAAAACUUUAUUACAGUCUACAGUCACCUUGACCCCUCAAGAUGACCCCUUCGCCCCAGCAUCCUACCAAAGCUUUGACUGUGUCAUACCCCUCUGCUAGGACAUGUCUGUCUCAUGCCCUUUGUUAUCCACGUUGGGACAGAAUUUCAGUUUGACCAUUCACUCUAGUGGACUUCUGUGUAAACAAAGACUUUAUUCCUAAGUGCACACACCACCCUUCCCUUGUAAAGGUCUUGUGAAGGUCUCGUAAAGAGUAUUUCUUUGUGAGUUUCAAGGUGUUUCAAUGAUUUUUUAUCUGAGUGUUUUGUAAGUGUGUGAGGAACUGGAAAAAAAGUCAAUAAGGUGUUUGCUCUGGGUGGCCUCCAAACAUGUGGUGACAUGUGGUAAGACGUGCUUAAAAAUGCUAUUUAAAUUUAUUUUUUACAUCUUUUGUGCUUCCUUGGAUAUAUAUUUUACCAAUCCUUAUCUCUCAUAAGGUUGGGGUUUAGUUGUACGGUUUUCACAGGCGCAGUCACUUUUGUGCAAUAAGAAACCCAAAGUCAUCAGGGAUUUUUGCUUUUGUUUGUUUGUUUGUUUUCAUAAUCAUAUGCUCAGAGAAUCCCCCCCUACAUGUUUGAAUAUGCCACAGGAACAAACAUUUGUCAAACCUGUGUAUACGUAUUUUACCUUUAACUCUUAGACUGUCCAUUUGACUGCAUAUAUUAAAUCAUAUGAAAUUGCUGUGCUCAUGCAAACAUGUAUGGCAGCAACCCAAUGGGCUUGCUUCACCAACAAUGAACUGUGGUCAUGUUAAAUGUGUCAUGUGAAAGACCUGAAAAACUUCUUGUAGGAUAUCACAAAGUACAGCACAGUUUUCAUGAAGCCCAAUACAGACACAUCAACUCUGAGGACAAUGAGAAAUAUUUUGAGUAGAAAUUCAGGGCUCAAGGAUCGUUUUGGACCAGAUAACUACCGCAUCAAAUUAUUGCUUGAUUGUUAAUCACCCAGUGCAGGGUUUUGAUACUUGUGGCCUGACUCAGCUUGAGUGAAUCACCCUGUAGUCUUUUGUCUUCAGGCUGAACUUGGCUGAGAAAGGGUAAAGUGACUCAGCUUCGGCCUCUGGAUCAGAACGCCACCUCCAAGUGCCAAUCACUAUCUCUCACGUUCUGUGUUCUUUAGGUCUCGGCAGUCUCUCAAACAUUUCUUACAAGCUCAGGACUAUGGUGGGAAAACCCUGCAUUUGAGGCAUGCUAGUGCAAAAAAGGCAUUGUCAAUCGUGCAAAACUACCUGUUGGAGGGUGCUGCUUAUGACGCAUCCUGUCUGUCUUGGCCUGGGUCCAGACCCAUCUCUAUCUGUUCCAUCCAGAUGCGAGGGGAGAGGGGUAUAGCUGCCCUUGUUCCUGCCUGUUCAGAAUAGCUGGGACACACCUUGUGUAUUUGCUUUAUGUAUUUCUUAUUUUUCCACUCCUGCAGUUCUGAUGAUUUUCUGAUGAAUUGUCAUUACUGAGUUUGUUUACUUCUUAUGGGAGAUUCAGAAAUGUAUGUUGUUUAAGAUUUUGAAAGGGAGUAAAACACUGCCUUUGUUCAUUCUUUUGUAAAAAAAAAAAGCAAUUUAUAUUGUAUUGCUUCUGUUAUGUUAAUUUGUUGUUAUAAUUAUUGUUAUAUUUUGUAAGAAAAUGAUUGAA
Alosa alosa (allis shad) is the source of this 3883-nucleotide messenger RNA. It is a transcript of the gene mier2, whose product is annotated as mesoderm induction early response 1, family member 2. Gene Ontology annotation, molecular function: transcription corepressor activity; histone deacetylase binding. The record is from RefSeq and is a predicted model, not a curated record. The coding region runs from base 99 to 1766 and encodes 555 amino acids. Lineage: Eukaryota; Metazoa; Chordata; Actinopteri; Clupeiformes; Clupeidae. Gene Ontology annotation, cellular component: nucleoplasm. Gene Ontology annotation, biological process: negative regulation of transcription by RNA polymerase II. The transcript is spliced from 13 exons.